UAAUGUCGAGAUUUAAUAGUAAUGCUUUCAUUAGCAUAUCAUAUAGCUUAAUCACAAUUUGGCCCGAACCAAGGUGCACUGGGCAUCUAAUCAUCAUUCUAAUAGAAAAAUCAACAUGAGAUUGUUAAUAAGAAUAAAAAUCUUCAGGAGAUGAAAAUAGAACUGGAGAGAGAGAAAGAAAACAGUACUAUGUAUUAAAGAUUACGUAUAGAAAUUUAUAUAUAAAAAAUAGUUGAAAAAGCUUUAAAAGAAAUUUAACAAUAUAUUAACAGAUUUGGAUCAUACACUAGUACAGAUGAUGAUGAAAACGAAUCAAGAUAAGAAGCACCGCAUUUGAGAACAGAGUUUACUUGGAAAAAAUUGCAACCAUUGUUAGAUGGUUAUGAUGAAUAAAUUGCUGAACAAAAGCAUAUUGUAAUUAAAUUUAAAUAUAUUUUAUAAUUAUUUAGAUUGAAAUAUACAAAUAAGAUAUCAGUUAAUUAGAAUAAUUAUCAAGACAAUUUGUUGAAGAAAAUUAGACAUUGAGGGAAUAAUUAGAAAAAAAAUGUGAAAUUAUUUUAAAUAUAUAUUAAAAUGGAACAAUAUAAGAUUAAAUGGCUAAUUUAUACAGUAAAAUAUUUAUAUUUAAAUUAAGAGCGCUUAUAGAAGGAUGAUUGGGCAGAGAAAGUGAAAGAGCUUACAUAAGAAAAUCAUACAUUGUUGAAGAACUACAAAGAACUGUUGGGAAAAGUGAAAGAAUUAUAGAGAGAUUGUGAUUUAUAAAAAAAACAAUUAAAGGAAAAUCAACUAAAAAACGAGAAAUUAUCAACUGAAAUUAGUGAGAUUAGAGAUUUAAAAUAAGAAUAUUAAAGAAAAUAUGAAGAUUUACUUAGUUCAAAUAAAGAUGCAGAUAGUAAAAUAAGAGAAGUGAAGAAUAAAAAUGUAAAAUUUGAAUAGGAUAAUAUAAAAUUAAUCUUAUAAUAUGAAGAAUUAGAGAAAAGAUACUAAGCUUUAGUAAAUGAUUCAGAAAGUUAGUAGAAAGAUUUUGAAUCUGAAAUAGAUAAAUUAAGAUAAGAAAUUUCUGAUAAAUCACGAAAGAUAAAAGAAUUAGAAGCUGAAAAUCAUUCAAUAAACGAGGAAAGAGAUUAAUUUUCACAUGAUACUAAAAGCUUUUAAUAAAAACUUCAUGAGUCAGAAAAAGAAAAUAAUAAAAAAUAGUUAACAAUAGAUGAUCUCAAUAGAAAAAUGGACCUCAUGUAAAAAAGAGAGGAAGAACAGUAAAUUUUAAGUUAAAUUAAUAGUAUUAAAUUAUCGCAGAAAAGAGCUGAAAAGGAAAAUUAACUUACACUUGAAAUAGAUAAUUAUGAUUCUAAAACUAGAUAGCUUUAACAAUAAAUUGAUUCUAUGAAUUAAUCACAUUAAAAUUAACUAGAAUCUUUAAAAAAUGAAAAAGAUAAGGUAAUAGAACAGCAAAAGGUUAAAUACAAAUAAUCUGUUGAAAAUAGAGAAAAUGUAAAUUAUAAACAAAUAUUAGAAAAUAGCGGAGCUAGAGUAAUUUUUAAAUCAAAAAGAAAUUUUGAAUGAAAAAUUAUAAAAAGAGAAUCAUAGACUAAAAUAAGAAAGGGAAGAUUAUGAAUAGAAUAACAAGGUUGAAAAAUAUAAGUUAGAACAUGAGAACAACAGUUAUAAGUCGAAGAAUUAAGAAUUAGAAGAAUAAAUUCGUAGAAGAGAAUAAUAUUAUGAAGAUAAAAUAUAAGGUUUAAGAAUGGAUAAAGAUUAAUUAGAGUUGCAAGUAUAUUUUAGUAUUAAAUUAGAAUAAAAACAUCAAUUAAGUGCUUAAUGAACUAAAAUAGUAAUAUGAAUAAUUAAGAAAAAAGGCUAAUCAAAUAGAAAUUGAAAACUAUGAAUUGAAAGAUAAAGUGAAUUAAUAAGGUCGUUCAAUAGUUUAAGGGACAAAUUCCAAAAUAAUGAGAUCAUAUGUUCCUUCAUGAU
This is a messenger RNA of Paramecium pentaurelia, 1971 nucleotides long. NCBI's taxonomy places the organism in Eukaryota, Ciliophora, Oligohymenophorea, Peniculida, Parameciidae. The record is from the annotation of a GenBank genome assembly.